Messenger RNA from Stegodyphus dumicola, 4836 nucleotides. RefSeq lists its product as uncharacterized. NCBI's taxonomy places the organism in Eukaryota, Metazoa, Arthropoda, Arachnida, Araneae, Eresidae. The record is from RefSeq and is a predicted model, not a curated record.
CUCUCUCAAUGAAUAGCGAGAUAGAAUAAGGAAAAACUUAGAAAGUUUCUGGCUUUUGCCAGGGCCGUCAUGUCUAUUAUUGGUUUUUUACUGAGCAUUUACAGAUAUCAAAUUUUAGUAAUAUUUUGAAAUUGCUUACAGUUUUUAUAAAAUAAAUAAUAUUUUCUGUGCGACUUCAGGCAUUAUUAAAUGCUCAAAGAAGAAAUUCUAAAAUGUCAAUAAUUAUGUUGUUGAAACUGAACCAGCUUCAUCUUUCCUGCAUCAAAAACUUUUCCUUUGUGUUAUUUACCACUGUUUUCGUGAUGAGUUACUCUGAAUAUUGUAAUUGUCUAAUCAUAAGUUACAAUAUAAUAGCUGCGAACGAGACAUCUCUUUCAAGUACAGAAGGCAAUGAAACCACAUUCCCUUCCGCACUAAGUUCUUUGAAAUCUUUUCUUGGAAGUCUGCCGUGGAAAUAUAAAGAUAAGUAUAUGGCACACUGUAAUGCAAAAGAAGACUGUGAUGCUGGAUUUCGUAUGAUAUGCAACAUUGGAAGAUGUAUGUGUAAAACUGGAGACUUAUUUCUUGAAUGGCCUAAAUACGGAUGUUUUUCUAAAGUUCAGAUGUUUGGCCCGUGUGAAGUUACUGGACAGUGUGUGGCUAUGAAUCCAAACACAUAUUGUAAUCCUGAGAAUGGUCGAUGUACAUGUUCCCCUAGCUACUUUUAUAAUGGACGAGAAUGCAGUUUGCGAUAUGACAAUUCUAAUUUAAAAGCACAAGAAGUUUAUAAAGCUGCAGUGGUAGCUGCUGCUUGUUUUAUAGUUGCAGUUGUUGGCAUAUUUGUUGCCUGCAUUGUAAGAAGGUCAUUUUGCAGACGAGAACAACAUAUGCAACAAAGUGAAUCAAAUCGAAACAGCGAUAUUUUUUCCAUUAGUGAUGAAAUAGCUGCUCUUAGAGCUGUUGAUAAGCCACCUUCAUAUGAAGAAGUAUUACAGAUUGAAAGAACGUUUUAUGGUAUCCCUCCACCUGAAUAUUCAGCUUCCAGACAUGGCAGUUCUGCAACAAAUACACCCCUAUCAACUCCUGCUUGUGCAUUUUCCCAUGCAGAUGAUGCAAGUAACAUGCCGUACAAUCCAGAUUAUAUGCCUGUGAAUGAAGCUAGCAGCAAUCAACAUUUCGAUUCUGUAUCUGUGGAGUGUAUGAAAGAAUCUUCCCAAGAAAUUACUAUGUCAUCUAGAGAUUCUUCCACUGUACAAAAUACAGGUGCUUCAAACUUCCUUGCAGCUGCCGAAGUUUUGCCUCAGCCACCAGACAUUCAGGAAGACAAUGUCCAACCUAUAACCACACAUUCAAGAGUAGUUAGUUUGGAUAUGCAUUCUCAUUCUUCCACUCAACUUCCUUGUCAUAAUCAAUCGUACUUGAAAUCUGUUCACAGCUCUUCAUCCUUGCCAGGAUCUCCUCGUUUAAGUUCCAUCUCAUCAAGGUCAAGUGGAACAAUUUUAAACCAUUUGUCCACAAGGAAUGGACUACUUAAACAGAACUCAUCCUCAUCUGUACCUAAUUCACCAGUUCAUCUUUUGCCAGAUUUGCCAUCAACAAGCCAUACCGAAGUUUCCAAUUCAUCCACUUCUAGUGGCAGAGUGAGAGAUGAAGACAGUAACUUUAAACCAGAUUGUAAUCAUUCAGAUGUUGCUUAUGAUAACCUGGGAUUUGUUUCAGAUGUAAAUGUCUAGAUUUCAUGUAUAUUCAAAUCAACAUAUGGGAUUUUAUUCCCAUAUCAAGAGUAAAUGUAUAUUCUGUGUAUCAGUAGUAUUUUAAAUCUGGAGUUUUAUCUUACUCUAGUGCUUACAUUUCAAAUGUGAAAAUUUGUAACUCACCUAUUUGUCACAACUACCUUCUUUUCAUUAUUCAUUUUGAAAAUAUAUGCAUAUUUUGUGUGUAUUAGAGAAUUUAAACAUAAUCAUUUGCUUCUGAAGAUGUUGAAAGGAUGUGUUAAUUUAUUAUUAUUAUUAUUUGUAUAUUUGUUUUCAUUAUACUGUAUUAACAAAAGAUAAGAUUAGAUGUUUUUAUAGUUUUCAAAGUUUGAAGAUGUGUUUUUAUAUAUAAGGUUUACUUUCUAUGGUGAUGCAUAGAAUAUGUAUCAGCAUGAGUUUAUUUUACACCUGUUUUGAAUAUUAUUAUAUAUGUUCUAUUUUAUGAGAUAUUUUAUCUAGAAAUUAUAGUAAAGCAUUUUACAUUCAUUAAAUAAAAUAAACUUCUGUUACAGUAAUUAUGAAUAUUAUUUUUUCAGUCACUAUUUCACUGUUAGAAAAACUCUAUUGCUUUUAGCUGCUAAAUGUUUCUAUUAUUAAUAGCUUUUUGUGGCAUAUGCUGUAUUGAAAUAAAAUACUGAUGUGCCUGAAGAAUACAAAUGCAUUUGAUUUUGAAUGUAUCUAUUUUAUGAGACUGUUAGAAAUUAAUAUUUCUAGGAAGAGCCUUAUAUCAUAUUUUUUACCAAAAUAUUUAUCUGUAUAAGGCUCCUGUCACAUUCAGCAGUAUUUCAGACAACUAGAGUCAGCUAGAACUUUUCUAAUAUGUUUUUGUUAAUUCAAAGGAUUUACUCUCGCAUAUAACAUUUUACUCAGAGAUCCAAAACAUCAUGCAUUCAUUAUGCAAUUAAUCAGAAGCAAGCCUGAUGAUUUUGAGAAUCCUUUGUCAUCAGUGCAAGUAAUUACAGAUUUCUACUUGGCAAGAUGGUAUAACAUGACUAUAGUGAGUUUGCAGAAAAGUUCUAGCUAACUCAGGUUUGUCAAAAUUUGUUGUUGAACCUGAGAGGCCCUUAAUAGUGCCUUUAUUUUUAUGUAAAAUUUAUAUGGAGUAUUAACAUUCUAGUCAUUGUGACAACUUAAAAUAUUAAAAAAUUAAAAAAAAAAUUCUUUUAAAUGUUUUUAUGCUAAAAAACUGUUAACUGCCAUUAAUUUUAUGUUUGCCUUUCCUGAAGUUCUUGCAUAUAUAAUGCUUUGCUAAAGAUUAUUUAGUAUUAUUAUAAGUAUAUUAUUUAGUAUAUUUCUCUGUUUAUCGUUGCUUGAGUGAAGUAGAAUAAACCGAAAUAAGAAAGAGUAUGUCUUAAUAUUAAUAGGUUAUUUAGAAAAAUAUUUCAUGCCACAUAGUCCAAAUGUUUGGUAAUUCCUGCUAGUGCACUGGAAAACAAAUUGCUGAAUCUCUAUUACUGCCAAUUUGUAACUGUAUUGUAGGAUUAUUAUUAACAAAGAUGUGGCAAAAUGUUUAUUUCUUGGACUACUUGUGAGUAUUUUAACUGCAUGAAAUGCAAUGGAUUUUGAAGAGAUGCAAACUAAUGUGUUGUAUUAAAAUAUGCUAAAUUUAAAUGAGAAAUUGUUUCUAUUAAAUAUUUUUGUUUAAUAAUCUGCUAUAUUUAUUUUCACAAAAAUUAUUGACCAAAGCAAUUAAGAAUUUUGUUUUUAGAAUGUUGCUGAAACUGUUUUUGUGUAUAUUAAUUUGUCCUGUUAGUUCAAUCUAGAAAAUAUAAAAGAGCUAGUGAAUGGUAAAAGUAUACCAGUUAGUUUUUUUUUUUUUUUUUUUCAUUUUAUCAGGAUGCUUCAUUAAAAAUAUUGAAUAUCUCUUUUUUUGAAUGAAUUAUUUUGUUUGAAACAUUUAUGAUUGCUUCGUAUCUGCAUAUUUGUGGGACUUUUGUAAUUCAGUGGCGUAAAGUUUUGCUUUAUAAAUUUUUCCCUAGUGAUCUCAGAAUUCAGAUUACAUAAAGAUCAAAACUAUGUUAAGGAAUUUACUUUGCUUGACUCUUUCUUCUAAUUACUAAUUUUGAAUGAAUAAAUUUAUUCAUUAUUACUUCAUUUAAAAAUUAGAAUAUUAUUAGCAUCAGAAUUUAUUAUAAAGGUUGAUUAAUUGCUUAUUAAUCUAUUUUCACUAAUGAAUUUAUGAACUAAAUUGACAAAUAUACAUUAAGUUUUUAAUAAAUAUGUGUAAGUUAUUAUAGAACUGUGCAGCAAAGGUAGCUAUUUGUAGUAUUAAUGCAGUUUUGCUGUCUAAUUAAAAAAUUUCUUUCUUAUUUUUGUCAUGACUAAUGCACAUUUGAAAGCACAAUUUACUUUUAUUUCUAAUGAAACUGCAGCCAGCCACCCGGGAAAAGGAUGAAGGUGCAGUAUUUAGAAGUGAUUAUGAAUUUUUCCACUAUUGGAAAUACAUUAUCUCUGAUUUUGAUAGCAUACAAGUUGUAUUCAUACUGAGAUAGUUGUAUUGUGUUACAUGAUAAACAAAUAUAUGCAUACUUGAUCUUUAAUUAUUUUCUAUACAGUGGAUAAUGUUUGGUUUAAUUUUACAGUACUAUUACAUGUAUAUGUAUUAUUUGAUAUAGUAAUGAUAUUGUAUGUUGAUUAAAACUAAUAUUUUAUCCACUGUGGAAGUUGAUGUCUAAAAAUAAUAAUUAAUAAUUCAUAUAUCAGAAAUUUUCUGAGUAUACUCUUAUGACACUGUGCGAAUUUUACCAUUGUUUGAAAUAUGGAUUAUAAUUAUAUGUUGGUGUUCUAUAAAACAAUUACAGUGCCUUCAACUUUUAGAUUAUUUUGCUGAAAGCUGACAGAAAACUGUCAUUGUGCUUUUAUUCUUUAUGCUCGGUAUAUGAUUGUUAUAGCUUGGAAAUUUUGUUGUUAUUGUUCUUCAAGUUGUGUAAUAUCUUUAGCUGUAGUACAUAUUUAAAUAGACUGUUGCAAAAAGUCAUUUUUUGUGAAGUGCACUUUGUUACAAUAUGCAUCACAUUACUGAAUUGUAAGAAAGUUGUAUGUUACAAACUUCUUAAGCAGUAGUAUGUUCAUUCAAAAAUAAAUAUUUUUAUCUUUGCCUUCA